UGGUUUCCCCCAGCUAAGGAGCACCCUAGGGUGUGGUGCCCUGGAAGCUGCCCUAGGCAUGGGCUGAACUUAAGCCCACCUGAGGUCGCUGACGGCCCCUGCACAAUGUGUGGCCAUGUAUGAGGGUAGGUGGAGUGGGUCCCAGUGUCGCUGCCCCUUCUAAUGUGUCUCCCUGCCCCUCCAGGCCCCUGGCCCAGACAUGGCCCGUCGCUCCCAGAGCUCCUCUCAGGGGGACAACCCACUGGCACCUGGUUACCUGCCACCUCAUUACAAGGAAUACUAUCGCCUGGCAGUGGACGCACUGGCUGAGGGCGGGCCGGAGGCCUACAGCCGCUUCCUGGCCUCCGAGGGGGCACCUGACUUCCUGUGCCCUGAGGAAGUGGAACAUGUGAGCCGCCACCUGCGGCCCCCACAGCAUGUUGCCCGGGAGUCCCCUGAAGGCAGCCCUCCUGAUGUGGACAUGGAUGGCUCCUCAGGCACCUACUGGCCCGUGAACUCGGAUCAGGCUGUGCCUGAGCUUGACCUGGGCUGGCCCCUGACCUUCGGCUUCCAGGGCACUGAGGUAACCACACUGGUGCAGCCUCCACCGCCCGACAGCCCCAGCAUCAAGGACGAGGCUCGCAGGAUGAUCCGCUCUGCCCAACAGGUGGUGGCCGUGGUGAUGGACAUGUUCACCGACGUGGACCUGCUCAGCGAAGUGCUGGAGGCCGCCGCGCGCCGGGUCCCGGUCUACAUCCUGCUGGACGAGAUGAAUGCGCAGCACUUUCUGGACAUGGCCGACAAGUGCCGCGUCAACCUGCACCACGUGGACUUCCUGCGCGUGCGCACUGUGGCAGGCCCCACCUACUACUGCCGCACGGGGAAGUCCUUCAAGGGCCACGUGAAGGAGAAGUUCCUGCUGGUGGACUGCGCCGUGGUCAUGAGUGGGAGCUACAGCUUCAUGUGGUCCUUCGAGAAGAUCCACCGCAGCCUGGCGCACGUGUUCCAGGGCGAGCUGGUCUCCAGCUUCGCGGCCGCUGGCGACCUCCUGCCCUCGGCCUUCCGCGUCCCUGCAGCCUUCCCAGCCAGGGGCCUGGUGGCAGGCCCCGGCAGUGGUGGCGGCGACGGCCCGGAGCGCGAGGGCUCUGAGGAGGCCGGCCUGGCCAAGCAGGACUCCUUCCGCUCGCGCCUGAACCCGCUCAUCCAGCGCAGUUCGCGGCUACGUUCCGCCGCUGGUGCCCUCGGCGGGGCGGGCGGGGCCGCAGCGGCCGCCACCGAGAAAGUGCAGCUACUGCACAAGGAGCAGACGGUCACCGAGACGCUGGGUCCCGGUGGAGAGGCCGUGCGCUCUGCCGCCUCUGCCAAAGUGGCCGAGCUCCUGGAGAAGUAUAAGGGCCCGGCCCGUGACCUUGGCGGCACAGGGGGCGCAGUCACUCUCGCCAGCCACAGCAAGGCGGUCGCGACCCAGUCGUGGCGGGAAGAGGUGGGGGCGGCAGGUGGCACGGGGGCCGAGCGCCGCAGCCUCGAAAGCUGCCUGCUCGACCUGCGCGACUCCUUCGCGCAGCGGCUGCACCAGGAGGCCGAGCGGCAGCCGGGCGCCGCCACGCUCACCGCCGCGCAGCUGCUCGAGACGCUGGGCCGCAGCGGCACCGACCGCCUGCCCUCCCGCUUCCUCCCUGCCCAGGGGCGCUCCACCUCCCCGCAAGGGCGGGACAGCCCCCCGCCGGAGGGGCCCGGGACGCACCAGGCACCCCAUUCUGAGCCAAAAGGGAGCCCCAUCUCGGCCUACCCCGAGCGGAAGGGGAGCCCCACGCCUGGAUUUCCCACUCGCAGAGGCAGCCCAACUACAGGAUUUACUGAGCAGAAGGGGAGCCCCACCUCAGCCUACCCGGAGCGCAGGGGCAGCCCGGUGCCCCCCGUGCCCGAGCGCAGAGGCAGCCCGGUGCCCCCUGUGCCCGAGCGCAGGGGCAGCCUCACCUUUACCUUCUCCGGGGAGUCUCCGAAGCCUGGGCCCACGGAGGAGGUGACAGGCGGCCCCAUGGAAGUCCUGCGCAAGGGCUCCCUGCGCCUCCGGCAGCUGCUGAGCCCGAAGGGCGAGCGGCGCGCGGAGGAUGAGGGCAGCUUCCCAGCACCGCAGGAGAACGGGCGGCCUGAGAGCCCCCGGCGGCCGUCGCUGGGCCGGGGCGACAGCGCGGAGGCUGCCGCAGGAGACGAGCGGGGCCCGCGGGCGCGUCUGUCCUCAGCCACGGCGAACGCCUUGUACAGCAGCAACCUGCGCGACGACACGAAGGCCAUUCUGGAGCAGAUCAGCGCCCACGGCCAGAAGCACCGUGGGGGCCCCACGCCGGGCCCGAGCCCGGCGCACAGCAGCCCUGACCUCGGUCGCCCGCCUACUUCCGGAGGCCUGGCCCCAGACAUGUCCGACAAGGACAAGUGUUCAGCCAUCUUCCGCUCGGACAGCCUGGGGACGCAGGGCCGGCUGAGCCGCACGCUGCCCGCCAGCGCCGAGGAGCGCGACCGGCUGCUGCGCCGCAUGGAGAGCAUGCGCAAGGAGAAGCGCGUCUACAGCCGCUUCGAGGUCUUCUGCAAAAAGGAGGAAGCCGGCGGCCCGGGGGCAGGGGAGGGCCUGGCGGAGGACGACAGUAGGGACAGCAAGGUGGGCAAGUUCAUGCCCAGGAUCCUGGGUACGUUCAAAGGCAAGAAGUGAGUCCCCUGGCCCACCAGCCCAGGCCAGGCCAGGGUCCGCAUCACUGCUGCCCCCACCCAGAGCACCCUGCUGGGCAGGGAGCUUCACGCCCCUGUGUCUGAGUGGUGGCCCCUAGGCCCUCGUGCCGAAGCAGUUUGGGGCCCGGCGGAGCACGGCCGGAGCCGGCUCCACUUGGGGUUAGCCCUGCCUCUGCCUCGGCCUCUUCUCCCCUGGGGCUCCAGCCCCGCACUGCCGGUGCCUUUCUCCCCCGACUCCCUUCUCAGCCCCUCAGCCUGCCCCUCCUCACGCGUCUGCCUCCACCGUCUCCUUGGGCUCAGGCCCCUUCGGACCUUCAUUCACCUCAGGGACCAACGUCUUCGUGCUUCAGCCCCACCUUCUCUCAGGGCCUCCCUCGCCUCAGGGCUUCUGUUCUCAGGGUUUCUCUCUCUUCCUGUCUCCUGACAGCCCUGCACUUUCUCUCUCAGGCCCAGCCUCCCACCUCUGUCUCCACUGCUGGGGGCUCACUUUUGCGGGGAAGGCAGGGCUGGCCACAGGCAGUUUAUGACGGAGGAGUGGAGCUGGCCCAAAGGAUGCCACUCAGAGUGAUGGAAGCUGGACAGGGAGGACGCUGGGAAGGGGGGUUUCAGGGGACCCCUAAGGGGCUGCCCUGCCGGCCUGAACUGAAGCUCGCUCGGCCAGGUCAGCCCACUCCUCCAGCAAGGCUCCUGUCAGUACCUGGUGAGAAGCAAGCAGUGGAGUACUGGGCUUUGUGGCACAAUAAAACACCACCUGGAUACACAACGUGUGGCCCAGCCUCAUGAAGUGUCCCCUGCACAGGCACUAUCCCAAGCCUUGUCCUAGAAAGAGGCUGGAUGUGGAGCACUUGUCCUUGACAGGCAUGGGGCCACGAGGGCAGAGGACAGGGUGUGGUGUGGCCAAGAGGCACAGGUCCUGGGCACCCCUGCAGGCAGGAGUGGUCCUUGCCCUGUGUGCCCAGCAGACCCUGACUCCACCCUGAGCUUGGAUCCUCCUCUUUGUCACCAGCACGCAGUCUGUCCAAGGUUCCCAGCUUGCCUUUCUUGUACCUUUUUCACCUCCAGAAGAGUAAUUUUCGUUGAAUUGGAAUGAUAGUGUGGCACCAAAUGCUUAGAAAGUCCCCCACUAUGAGGUGCUAGCAUUAUGAAAUUACUGUUUCUGUAUUCUGUUAUUUCUUUUCAAGUAGGUUUUUUUUUUUUUAAAUUUAAGUAUAAAGAUGUCAAGAGAGAAAGGAUUUAAGAAAUGAAGCCACUAAGCAAAGGGUCUGACUCCAGCAGCGGGGGAGGGGGUGGCCCCACUUUCAGUCUCUGACAGCUCAGUCUCUGGUUACCAAAGCCACCACCCAGGUGGACAUGAGGGCAGGGACUUGACCAGGUGGAAAGGUGCCCUGGGAGCGGGAUGAGUUGUAGGGGUUCUUGGCCUUGAAUGUGCUGGCUAACGAGUCUGUUUGAGCGGGGCCUGGAGUGUCCCGGGUCUGCGCAUAAGGUUCCAGACCGUCUGCUAAGGGAAGACGGUGGGGAGGUGCGGCGUUCUGCCUGUGGAAGGGCAGGGGCUGGUUGCCCAGCCAGCGUCCCGCGGAGCCUACUCUCUGCACCGUCCACAUCUUGCUGAAUGAGAUCUCUCUUCAAACAUGAUGUUGCACAUUUUUGGUGCAGUAAAUAAAAGACAAUGCACAAAAUAGUA
Molecule: messenger RNA, 4384 nt
Organism: Galeopterus variegatus (Sunda flying lemur)
Lineage: Eukaryota; Metazoa; Chordata; Mammalia; Dermoptera; Cynocephalidae
Gene: SACK1H
Product: family with sequence similarity 83, member H
Exons: 5
Coding region: 200-2686 (828 amino acids)
Biological process (GO): protein localization to cytoskeleton; intermediate filament cytoskeleton organization; positive regulation of cell migration
Cellular component (GO): keratin filament
Molecular function (GO): keratin filament binding
Source: RefSeq, a predicted model, not a curated record